AUGUUUGAAUGGAAUGAAGUCAUUAUUGAAGAUAUUCCUUAUUUUGUUUUUGGUCUACAAAGCUUACUUUUUCAUUAUUUGGAGGUCUUGCAGAAGAAUGUUAGGAAAUUAAAAGUUGGCCUCUUCAAGUGGUGCAGUCCACAAGCAAGGGAAAUACGAAGAGAUCACAGUGGUGGUGUAAUACCCAUAUUUGUGCCAAUCCCAUCCACGGACAGUGUAUUUCCUCUUGAACCUGUGUGCAUCCUCCACAGUUCGGAAAUGCUUUUCAGACAGAGUCAACUCUGCACCUGGUCAAGAGUGUGUUUUUGGGGGAGUAUCUGUGCCUUUUGA
Molecule: messenger RNA, 330 nt
Organism: Podarcis lilfordi (Lilford's wall lizard)
Lineage: Eukaryota; Metazoa; Chordata; Lepidosauria; Squamata; Lacertidae
Source: the annotation of a GenBank genome assembly